UGAGGUGCCAAUAAAGUUUGUUUGGUUUGAUGUGUGACGUAGAGUGUGCCAACUGCGCAUGCGUGGCCGUACACACGUGAAGCAGACAGCAUGGCGGAGAAACAAGAAGUAGCGUUGGACCGGUCACAGGUGAAAAAGGCCGUCCAAGCCUUGCAGGCUUUCCUGAAAACCAAGUCAACCAACGAGUCCCUGCUCCUGGACGACGCUCAGAAGAUCAGCCUGCUCUUCACCCUCUGGAAGAUCCCCAAAAAUUCGCAGACCAUCCGCAUUCCUCUGCCUCAUGGCCAGCGGACUGACACAGAUGAGGUCUGCCUGUUCACCAGAGAUGAGCCUAAAAUGACCUCCGAGCAGACCCAGAGGUUUUAUAAGAAGCUGCUGGAGGAGAGGGGAGUCAAAAACAUCACUGAGAUCAUCCCAUACAAGGUCCUGAAGACAGAGUACAAACCAUAUGAAGCCAAACGCCGGCUGCUGGGGAACUUUGACAUGUUUCUUUCUGACGACCGCAUCCGCCGCCUGCUGCCAUCCCAGCUCGGAAAACAUUUCUACCUGAGGAAAAAGGAGCCGCUGUCUGUGAACCUGCAGAGCAAAAAUCUGGCCAGAGACAUCCAGAGUGUCAUCCAGGGCACCAGCUUGAAGAUCACCAACAGGGGCUGCUGCUGCAUGGCACGUGUCGGCCACUCCGGUAUGGCCGCAGACGAGUUGACAGAAAACAUCGAGGCCGCUGUCCAGACAGUGGUGACCAAACUACGUUUGAAAGGACCAAUGCUGAAGCUCAUCCACUUAAAGAGUCAAACAUCAGUGGCCCUGCCCAUCUACACCUCAGACCUGAGCAACCUCAGUGUGAUCGAAAAGAGAGAGAAAAACCCUCAGACUCCCAAGAAGAAGGGAGCUGCACCUGAAAUACAGGCAAAGAACAACAAGAAAAACACAAAGCAAACAGAUACCACCACAGAGGGAGAGGAGAAAAAGGCGAAGGUGGAGGAAGAAGACGAAGAAAUUCCACAGCUGGUUCCCAUAGCAACACCUAGCAAAAAGCCCAAACUGGAGAAGUCACCUAAAAAGAAACAGCUGGGGAAAGUGUCCAAACCUGCCGCAGCCAAGAAGAGAGGAAAGGCACCAAACAAACCGACCAAGAAGGCAGGAAAGACCGAGUCCAGAAUCAAAAGAAAAGUGAAAUGAUUCUCAGCAGAGCGUCUUUGCACAUUACCCUCCCAACAUGGACUUUUUUACACAGUACACAGAAUCACAGCAUUCACAGAAUGGUCAAUAUAUUCAGUCGGUUUGUUUUUUUUUCUGGAGUGAAGCAGAUUUAUAAAUGUUAUUUGAAAUGA
Molecule: messenger RNA, 1331 nt
Organism: Larimichthys crocea (large yellow croaker)
Lineage: Eukaryota; Metazoa; Chordata; Actinopteri; Sciaenidae
Gene: rsl1d1
Product: ribosomal L1 domain containing 1
Exons: 9
Coding region: 91-1179 (362 amino acids)
Molecular function (GO): RNA binding
Source: RefSeq, a predicted model, not a curated record